CCGAGAGAGACGUCGGCCCGUCGUGCCUCCUCGUGUUUUCAGUUCCGACCGAACGACGGCGACUAACGAAACUACGGAAAAUCCUCCCGUGAGGGAAGCUUUUGCUCUUGUUUCGUUCUCCUUCCGGCGUUUUGCUCGGCACGCGGCCUCGAGAUGCCUCUUCGCCGGUAGACGCACCGACUCAAAAGGUGGGAGCACGCGGGAAAGCAACAGUGUUUAGCGAUACAAGCCCGUGGAUACGGUGCCGGUUGUCGAAGGGAAGUUACUCUCGAUUGGAACGUUCCUUUAGUUAGAAUACAUCGGAGCACGCUGAGAGCACAGUGACGCAGGAGCUUCGAUUUUGGACCUGCAAGGCGUGGUGGCCAGGAGAGGAAUGUAGUUGUUCGAACACGGACAUUCGUUUUGUAUAUUCGUUGGAUUUUAUACGUUCUGUGUAAAUUAUCGAAAAUAGGCGAGUUGCCUUGUACGAACAAAAGGAGUACAUUAGAGAGAAUCGAUGAAACAAAUAGUGGUUUCGGUGGGUAGUGUCAGUGGCCGUCGCCAACAGGUUACAAGAGCCGAUGAGUAUUUCGAGAAAUAUCGGGAGAAAUCGUAAGAGGCACUCGUACGAUCCGCCUGUUUAUUGUCGCGGAGAAUGAAGAAGAAGUAUAAAAAUAACUGUCCCUGAGUUCGAGCUGAAAUGCACAAUCGCCUGACCCCCACGAACCAAGUUAUCCGAUUUAGGGGAGUGUACUACGUUGCAACGUGUAAUCGCGAGCAACGAUCGUAGUGAAUCAAAGUCGAGACCCGCGCUUUGGCAUUUUCGUAUUAAACGCAACUACAAAUCCACCACGUGCCUUUCUCGUUGUCAUCUCGACGGUUCGUUUCCCCUUCUCUUGACGAUUAAUCCUCGCUCCUUUCGCUUCUUUCCUAGACACACAUAUACACGUACAGCCAUGAUAUCCGCGAUUCUUUCGUUUCACCCGCUUCGCGUUUCCGCAACCAUCGUGGAACAGGUGUCAGCGUUCGUGGAAUUCGAGCAUUCGUCAAUGGCGUUCUACCACUGAACUCGCGGGAUCGACGUCUAUCGUCGUGGAGACGCACAGCACACCCAGAGAACAUUUCCCGAGAUACUCACUCAACAACACCUUGUGGAAAUGUCCGCACAAUGCGCUUCUUCGAGACGUCUACUGUUCAUUCCUCCGGAUGUAGAGGAGUUUGACUUCGAGCCGACGAGGUCGAAGCUUCUCCGAAUUUUCAACGGAGAAUCUGCCGCCGAGAAGGUGCGAUCGUACGGGUCAACGUUGCUCAGACAGUUCUCCGAUUUCUUCAAAGACAACCGAGUGUCGAGGUACUCGCGACACGUUGUCCUUUGGCUGUCUUAGAAAGCAAUUCUAAAUUAGCUAAACGAAACAACAAAGGAGAAACGAAGAAAAGUUUAGAAAGGAAAAUUAAUUAGGGAAAAUUAGCGCGAUUCGAGGAACCAAGGGAAAACGUGGAUCAUCGGUGAAGAGAAAGAGGGAAUUCUCGUGCACAAACGCAGAACGAAAUCGUCUUAGAUCAUUAACGACACGACGUUUUCCAGAUUUCUGGUGCCCUGUUCUGGAAUUCGUGGGAACAGCAUUCGUGUGGCGCAUGCUAUAUCAACUAUAAAUAGAUGUUCUCUCGCGUGGAUUGUACGUCUUGAGCCAGGGCAGACAUCAGAGGUAUAUACAGCGGAACCUCGUGUCACGCACGUCGAGACGACAUUUAGGCUCGACCUUCUCUUGUGUCCUUGGAUCAACUGAGAGGAUGAACCAUAUGUCACUUGCUACAGCCUGUUUCGAUCUUUAGAUACAUCUAGGUAGACGAGUAUUGGGUCCAAAAAGGAAGUCAAACGAAGACAUCCAGCCUUCUCGUAAGGCGAACGUAUCGACUCUGUCCACGCAGCUUCGUAUGCGAAUUUUGUACAACAACAACACCAAGAAACAACGAUACUCUCGCGGAAGACGCAAAACUAAUUUAGCGUAAUAGAGGGGUGUUCCUCGAAGUAAAAGGCAAAGGCACACGCGUCACCGUUAAGUGCAACUGACAUUAUACUUUGUGGCCACUUUUAUUCGUUCACUAUCUCCUCUCAUUUUUUGUAUCUACGUAAAGGAGUCUAGAAACAAAACAAAAAAAAAAAAAAAAAAAGAAAAGAACAUCAAUUCGUCGUCCGACUAGCAACGAAUCUUCUCCUUCGUUUUCUUCUCAUUCCCUUCUCUAGUCGUUCUUUAGGGGAAACAAAACAGGGUUUACACACUGGGAACGAAUUGUGACGAACAUCGCCGAUAUUAGCUGGUGCUUCUCUUUGUCAUCGACGAUCAUUAUGCUCAACUCGUGCUGUGCUUUUUUCUACCGUGCUUGUACGCAUGCUGCGAGUGUUUUUUCAGUGCUGUAGUGUUACACGUUAAUUAUUAAAAGCAGGCUUAACGAGCCUUCGAUCGAACGCCAAACGUCUCGUCGGCCCAGGUACCUGGGAAUAUUCCUGCGAUGCCUGUUAGACGAGGUCACGUGGCGCCCAGGACAACGAUCAUCGAAACUAUCAUCAGGAAGUUCGAUACUCACGAUCGAAGUUUUUUAGUGGCCAACGCUCAACAGGGACUAUGUCACAUAAUAUAUUGCUCGGACGGUUUCUGCCGGCUGACGGGAUUUUCGAGGGCGGAAGUGAUGCAGAGGCCAGCGAUCUGCGACUUCCUUCAUGGGCCAAUGACGUCGCCCCAUGCGGUCGCAGCCCUCCGCGACGCCCUCGCCGCCGGCGUCGAAAAACAUUUCGAGAUCCUUUACUACAGGAAAGACGGCACCAAAUUUCUGUGCAGCGAGGUGAUAGCGCUAAUAAGGAGCGAGGUGGACGACAUCUGCUUGCAAAUUAUAAAUUUCGAGGAUUUGAGCUCGCAGCCACCUCCGCAGCCUGCAAUUCCGCCCCCAAGCCAGACCAACAACAGGCUCGUCACACGCUUCGACAGGGCAAGGGCGUCCUUUCGUGCUGGCCUCUCCAGGACCGGUGUCGUUGGUCCACCAAGGGUCAGGAAUCGACCGAGAACCACGACCAACUUACCUCAUCGACUUGCUGACGGGACCAUCCUCGACGAGGACGCCUCUGAGAACUGCCCACUAACAUGUGGUUCACCUACAAUGAUGGAAUCUUGGGGUCCCGGGAGGACUGGCACACCCCCGCCUGCUCUUCCACCCCCGCCAACUGGGAGCAACAAUGGUGGUGCAACGUCUGCAGCAACCGCAAACGUUGCACAGCCCAGCACAACCGCGCCGAUUGCCAGUCCCGAAGGGGUCAGCGAUGUGUCCCAAAAAUCCGGAAUUUGGGAGGGGGCGAACUUUUCAUCGGCUGGAGGCGCCGAGGGACCUUCUCGAAGCGUGUCGCACGCAGCCAGUUUGGACGCGAUCUCGAGGAGGGCGGUGAAACCGGAAACGACGAGGGCGCCGUGUCGCAGCCUCACCUGCAGCGUUUUAGCGGGCCGAGGGAGCGAACACGUCACCCUCGAACGACGGCCAGCGACAGUCGAUAAUCUCACGGAAGCAACUAAACAUUCGAAAAUCUUUCCUGGUGUUGCGUCCGAAAGUGACUUGCAAAAAUGGCGGACCAAAGACCGGAAGUCGCCAUCCCUCAGCCAGAUAGGACCCGAUUCCAUCAAACACAAAUUUUCCUUGCAGGACAAUGGAUCUGCGAAAUACUUCCAAGGAGCCAUGCACACGUCGAACAUGGGGGAAAAGGUAGCCCAGGUGCUGUCCCUUGGAAACGAUAUCCUCCCAGAGUACAAAUUACAGUCACCUAGGAUCGGCAAGUGGACCAUAUUACACUAUUCACCCUUCAAAGCGGUCUGGGACUGGGUGAUAUUGCUGCUCGUAUUGUAUACCGCUAUAUUUACACCGUACGUCGCCGCCUUCGUCCUGUCGGAUCCGGAUUACAACAGCAGGAAGAACAAAAAGUACAGUGACGAUCCCAUCGUCAUCAUAGACUUCAUAGUCGACGUCACUUUCAUAGUGGACAUCAUCAUAAAUUUUCGCACGACUUUCGUGAAUAGCAACGAUGAAGUGGUGUCCCAUCCUGCAAAGAUAGCCGUCCAUUACCUGAAGGGUUGGUUCAUCAUCGACCUAGUGGCCGCCAUACCCUUCGAUCUUUUUCUCGUUGGCUCUCACACUGACGAGCUCGGCUUGGACAAGGACGAGACGACCACCUUGAUAGGACUAUUGAAGACUGCUCGUCUUCUGCGACUCGUCAGAGUAGCCAGGAAAAUCGACAGGUAUAGCGAAUAUGGAGCUGCGGUUUUACUCCUUUUGAUGGGCACCUUCGCUCUAAGUGCCCAUUGGAUGGCGUGUAUAUGGUACGCCAUAGGAAACGCGGAGAGACCAACGCUGAAGAGCAAAGUCGGUUGGCUCGAUAUUCUGGCCAACGACACGCAUCAGUUUUAUUUUCACAACAACACCGGAGGGCCGAGUAUAAGGAGCCGCUAUAUCACAGCACUAUAUUUCACCUUUAGUAGUUUGACAUCAGUGGGCUUUGGAAACGUGGCUCCAAACACGGAUGCCGAGAAGAUAUUUACUAUAAUCGUUAUGCUAAUCGGAUCUUUGAUGUAUGCCAGUAUCUUCGGUAACGUCUCAGCGAUCAUUCAGAGGCUUUACAGCGGUACAGCGAGAUACCAUACGCAAAUGCUUCGAGUUCGAGAGUUCAUCAAGUUCCAUCAGAUCCCUAAUCCGCUUCGUCAACGGUUGGAAGAGUACUUUCAACAUGCUUGGACGUACACGAACGGAAUCGACAUGAACAGCGUUCUAAAAGGAUUCCCCGAGUGCCUUCAGGCGGACAUCUGUCUUCAUUUGAAUAGAAAUCUUUUAAACAACUGUAGAGCCUUCGAGGGUGCCAGUCCUGGUUGUUUAAGGGCGUUAUCAUUGAAAUUUAAAACGACACACGCACCACCCGGUGAUACGUUAGUUCAUCGAGGAGACGUGUUAACGUCCCUGUACUUCAUAUCGCGCGGCAGCAUAGAGAUAUUGAAGGGCGACGUUGUGAUGGCAAUCCUGGCCAAGGACGACAUAUUCGGGGAGAAUCCUUGCAUAUAUCCGACCGUCGGCAAAGCGUCUUGCAACGUGCGUGCGUUGACGUACUGUGACCUGCACAAGAUACACAGGGACGAUUUACUCGACGUUUUGGCUCUUUAUCCGGAGUUCUCCAAUCACUUUAGCCAGAAUCUCGAGAUCACUUUUAAUCUGAGAGAUGAGGAACAGGCUGGUGUCGAUCCAAUAUCAGCAAGGUUUCCUGUCAGUACUCCAACGGACGUCGAUAUCGACGCUAGGAGAUUCGCUUUCCGUCCACCAAGAUACCGUCGAGGACCCGGUGGUCCUGGCACCAAUCUUAUCCCUACUGGUCGACAAGACUCUUUACAGGGUGAUCAGGAAGACUACGACAAGGGGAGUGGUCAUGGAAUUCUGGAGUUCAGUACCGACAAAGCCGGCCAAGACGUGACACCAUUGAACCUAGAGUUCGACGAGCCAAAGCAAAGAAGCUCCACAUUGAACUCCAUAACCGGCAUGCUAACCCAUCUCAAGCGCAGCAUACCGGACCUACGUCAGCACAAGAUCCAUCUUCAACCACUGACGAGUCACGAUUACCUUGCCAAGCAGAUGACCACGCCAUUGACGAAACCAACACGGAGAAGCUCAGCCGCCGGUGAAAGCUGCCUCAGCCAAAACGCUGUGCAUCCAACCUCGACGACAUCCAGUCAUUAUACCACGCCAUCGCCACCGCAACAUCCACAAUCUCAUGGUGACUUUCAAAGUGGACCAGGCCGGCCUGUAGAAGAGAUAAACGCGAGAAUAGACCAACUAUCGCGACAAGUGACCUCACUGGAGCAUUCUAUGGGUGAGGACAUCAGAUUGAUUUUGAAUCUGCUACAACAGACGCUCAAUUCAUCGAGGGAAAGUUCCAGCAUCGAGAUGAUGCCUGGAACCACCUCGGCCGGGCUGUCGAAAAGUAGUAGAGCUCCAGCAUUGGUCCAACGAUCGGCCAGUGAACCGCAACCGCCGACAGGUCCGCCGUCGAACAAUGGAAAUGGAAAGCUUCAGCCUAGCACGUCUCACAGUUUGUUUAGCUUUCUUUCGAAAUCCCUGGAUCAGUUGCAUUUGAUUUCGACGUCUUUUAUUUUGGAAAGGUUGGACAAGUUCCGAAGACCUCCAACGAAGGAGCCAGCGUCAACGUCCUCGGGUACGUCACGAUUGACAGUCACGUCGGAUAGUUCCGCCCUGGCGACAGCCCUGCAGACAGCGUUGAGAACAGCACCCACAAGGUCACAGAGCCAACCCGUCGAUCUAGCCGUGCCACCACCCACACAACAGGCACAUCUGCCGCACGGAUGGCAUAGUCAACCUGCUGCAUUUAGGAGAGGAGAGUUCAGAAGUGGGUACAGUUCGUUCAACAAGCGUUCAGAACCGGAAGGGGACGAUCCGUGGAGCUGCGUGGUGUCCGUAUCGGAUCGAGGAAGCUCUCAACGUCCUCGAAGCAGCGAGUCUCGAAAAGAACCAACGAACCAUCGUGGUUCCACCGAUCUAGCAAGUAGUCAACGUUCAGAUGGCAGGCAACUUACUCGAGAGGAUGGCAUAGGUCAAGCGUCGGGACAACGACAAGAGUCCUCGAGGCAAACGAGCGAAGACAUCUCCUGGGAAUUCACGAUAAACGAGGCGCCGAUCGCGAGAUUAGAAUCGUUGGAUGAACUCGACCAGGAUCACGGUAGUUAAGGCCAAGGUUUCCCCUUCCUUUUUGAAGUAACUGCAGCUCGCUUACGACUGAAACGCGACGCGUUGUUGAGCAAUCGACAACAUAAUGAUUCUAAUGAUUCAUUCGGAUGGCUGUGGACUCCUUCCGUUCCUUUUUGGAGGAUCUAGAAAAUGUGGCGCCAGGAUAGAAUAUGCGUCCGCCGAUCGAUUUUCUCCUGGAGAUUCCUUUUGGCUUUGAUUUGUUGAUUGGAGUUGGUUUCAUGUACUUCUUUUAUGGAGUAAUUUUGGAUACUGUGUCGUUGAGCUUGGCAAUUUGUGAUUCGUCAAACUCGAUUUUUCACGAGUGUUGGUGAAUAAUAAUAACACUCUGUUAGGUUGAUGCAUAUGAAACUUUGUUUCGUUUAAGUUUGACUUUGACGGACUUGUGGAAAUAUAUUUCGUUUUAAUGUCAAUUAUCAAAUAUAUUAAAGAAGAAGAUAUUUGAUAUAGAUUAAGUGUAUUUAGUAUUAAGAAGAUUUGUAAUAAAAAAUCGUAACCUCGUUAUUGGUCAGCAUAAAUGAUCAGAAUGUUCGUGUUAUUCUUUCAUGUGAGUUUCCAUUUAGAAAUAAAUCUAUUUUCAGAUUUAUAACAAGAUUUUUAAUGAAACGUUAAUCGUUGAAAGAGUAUACUGAACAAAGCACAUGGAAAUUAUCUUUAACACAUUUUUUCUAUUAAAUUAUUUCAAUUAAAAAGGCAGUACUUCAUAUGCACAAACCUAAGGGUUUCUUCGUUCGUUCGACCACUUAUUUUUCUACUUGUAUUAAAUCUAUGUGUUUAAUAUUUUAAGUAGAAUCUUCACGUAAUGUAACAUUUUCGGUUUCUUUCAAGCUUUUUAUUAUACAUUGCGUUACUAAUCGCGAGGCAUUAUUAUGAAUGAUUAGUGACUUCAGUAUUAUAAGCAAAGCACUAUAUCUAUUAUUACACUUGAUCAUUUAUAUGUAUAUGUACAUUCUCUUCAAGGAAAGAAGAUUUUCUCCAACUAGUUUGGCCGGGUUACCACAACGUUGUCGAUAAAUUUUCGAGCGUGGAAUGAUUAAGAGAAAAUCGAUUGGCAAUCGCACAGCAAUAUCGUCGUGGUACAAGAAGUUUUUAAGUUUGAAAGAGCGAAAAGACGAGAGGAAAGAGUGAGAAUGGAAAGCACGAGCGGCGUUUCAGAAAGCUAUACACGUACAUACACAAAGACACAAGUACACGUACACAGGUACAUAUUACAUAGACGCAAUUAUUCCGUGGUAUCGACACAUUUAAUCCUACCGUUGGAACAUGAACUUGCCUUCGAGGUUUCUACCCCGUAUUAACGCUACAUUUCCUUUGAGCAAUUUUUUAAUCGAGUUAAUCGAUAUACACAUUCGCAUCUACACACAUACACAGAUACACAAAUUACUAUGUAUUCCCCUCCGGAAGCGAUGCUUUUUUGUUUUACACGUGGAAAAGUUCUCUUUCGUUACUCGAUAACAUUGAAAAGAAGAAUAAAAGGAACGAACAGCGAGGGGAAUUAAAGAAGAAUUAAAAGAAAUAAAAUGAAAGUACAAGAUAACAGGCAGAAGAUCGAUGUUCAUAAAGUAAGACGAAAAAAAAAAUGUUUAAAGAUACACAAAAAUAAUUAAAGGAGAAAUUACAAUGUGCAGCUCGUGGAGAGAGAGAGAGAGAGAGAAAGUUUCUUAAAUUUUCGGAGUCCUUCGCGUCAUGAUAAAUACACGUAGCUAAGUUCAAAAUUAAGAUUAAUAUCGACUGAGAGCACCUUCUUUUUUUAUUGCUUAUAAGCGAUGUUUAAAAGAUAAGAUUAUACGAAGAAAUUAGAAGAAAGCAGCGGGGGAUGAUAAAAAUUGCGUCAAAUAAAAAAGGGAAACAUAGUGUUGCGAUCUUCGGGAGAUAUACGUGUUUAAGUUAAAUAAAAGCAAGGGCAUUGUCGGGGGCGAAUUACAAAAUGGCUGGACGACCCAUGACGAACAAUUAGAUAUUGCGAGAGUAAUAAAAGAAAUACAAAAGAUAAUUAAAUAAUUAAAAUACAAUUCUGAGUGCCACCUACGAAGUAAAACUGCAAUGUCCUUUAUACAGACAACCAAAAAAAAAAAUAAAUUAAUAAAUAAAUAAAUGAAACGAUUAAAGAGGGAAAAAAUACACACAAGGCAAGCGAAAGAGAAAACGGGAAAAUUAAUACGGAGAGAAUUUAGAUAAUGACUAAUAUUCUUACUAUUAUUAUUAUGAUUAUUAUUACGGUUAUUAUUAUUAUUGUUACAUUAUUAUUAUAUUAUAAUUAUAUUAUUGAUAUUAUUAUUGCCAUAAACGUAGGGAUGAAAACGCAAGCGCGACGGGGGAAGAGGCGAGGAAAAUGUAGUAAAAUAUACCGACGGGUAUAAAAAUGGUAAAACGACUAAAAAGAAAAAAGAGAGAAAAGAAAAUGACAAAAAAAAAGUCUAAUGAAUGAACAAUUGCCUGCGCAAUAACGGUAUAUAAAUUAUAUAUAUAUAUAUACCUACAUGUUAUACAUACACGUGCGUGUGUACGUAUAUACACUGAGCAAUUAUGCGUGCGUCUAUGUCUAUGCGUAUACACGUUGUAAAGAAAUUUUUUACAAGAUAUCUCGAAUUAAUUAAUGCUCCUAAGCGUACGUUGGUUUCUCUUCCUCUCUUUUCGUUCUCGACCUCCCGAGUUUACUUUUUUCACCCCCUCCGGCGAUUUAUCACGCAGUGAUAAGGGUGAAAAGCGAUGAUCGAUGAUCCCCGAUCAUCCCCGUAUAAAUCGUUUUCCACGCUGAUCGAACUCUGAUCACGAUUUUCUUCGAUGUUAUGUUGUUAACGAAGGUGUUAUGGUUCGAUUAUCGAUUGAUAUGACCGUUGACAAUAAUUGGAAACUAAUCUCGAAUUAUUUAACAGUCUGACGAAAAAAAUGAGUAAUAAAUUAUAUUUUUCCAGUCAGAAUAAAGCAUCGAUCUUAAAAAAAAAAAAACCUGAACAUAGAUGAUCGAAAUUACAUAUCACUUCGAGUGAAUAUAUUAAAUAUCGAAUUUAAUUCAAAGCAAUAUUUGAAUUAAUUAUCGAGGAACAAAAGGAAACGCCAUUGAAAUUAAAUGAAAGUAACUAAAUUUGAAAAUCGAAAUUUUCAAAAGAAAGUACGCAUAUAUUAAAAUUGUAAGGAAUGAAUGUGAAAGAAAGAAUGAAUUGUGAGAGGUAAAUUCCGAAUGCGAUUGGGGGAGAGGGGAGGCUCGAUCGAGGAUCAUCGAUCACAGAUCUAUUCGUUCUUUGCUCAGUAUUUUAGGCUGUAAAUGAUACCGAUACAUUCGAUGUAACGAUUAAAUGACUCGUAGUUACUUUGUAACGAGAGGAGCAGCGACGCAGCGCUAAUGAGAAGCAGCUUUUUAAUUACAAAUAGCGAUUAUCUUUGAUUAUUAUUACUACCAGUAGUACACGCAGCACACGUGGAUUUUCGCACUUAGGUACACGGCGAAACGAUACGGAUUUAUUGUUCUUUAAAAAGAAAAUGCAAAAAAAAAAAAGAGAGAGAGAAGCAACAGAUGUUCGACAAAUGGUCCAGAAAGAGGGCAACAGUGAAUCACUUCAGGAGGAAAAAAACAACAGUUCUCGUUCGUUUCUUUUCUAAUCAACAUGUUUAUACGAAUUAAUAUACACAGAUUUAUUAUAAAAAUCCUAUUUUUCGAAAAAUUAUGGAUAUAAUUGAAUGUUUUCAAUUCUAAGAACGAUCAUUGAUUAUUUUUCAAGUAUCACCGAAUUUUUGCUAUUUUAUCACACUAGAUGGGAAUUUUUCUGUUUAAUUUUAAACGAUUUCAUUCGAUCGAGUGAUGGACGAAGAACGACGCUUAACAAAAAUUUAUCCAAGUGUGUUGAACGAUGAAUGCACAACGAUAAGUAGAAUUUUAUUUCUAAGGAUAACCAGCCUGUCAAACGUCGAAAGUGUCUACAAGAAAAAAAUGCCUGUUCAUUUUCAAAUCGUUGAUCAAUGUAUCUGUCCAAGAAUGAAGAGAAAACAGUAAAAAUUCUCUUAUGUUUCUUAGAUCCGAUUUUUCUUUACCAGUCGUUUAUAAAAGAUGCGAUCGUCGACGAAAUUGAUGUCGCUGAAAGAGUCGGAUACCGAAAAAAAAAAAAAAAAGAAAAAAAUAAACGUCCAUUGCAUCAUCUUAAAGAAUAUUCCGCGAAGAUUUCGUUCAAGUCGCCAGAAUUCACUCCAUACCCUUUCGAACAUCGAAUUUUUGCGAAAAUUUUUUAGAAAUAUCACGAGUGAAUAGCAAUAAUUAAAAUAUUUCGACCAUGAAAUAUAUAAGAGACUCGUGUUGUAUGUCUUUCGAAGAAAUUUUUUAAUUAUAAUGAUACAACGGUGAGAAAGAUCAUUCGGUUUUCUGAUUGCAAGAUGUCAACACGUAACUUCGCCGGCAACUCAAACUCGUUUUCUACAUUUUAGGAUAACGAGAGUAAGUCGUGAUAUUUGGAAAAAUACGGCUGUAUUUGUUUAGAAAACGAUCGACUCAAUGAUGCAAAACGCGAUGAUUCCCAAUAGAGAUCCGCUCUUUUUUUCUGACCGCAAGAAUAUCAAAACCGAGAGAAGCAAAAGAAGAACAAUAGGGACGAUACUUGCAACAGUGUUUCAUUUUUCUUCUGGAAAAUUUCCAACGCAAGCUUUUGCUUUGUAUUUCUUAAUUCAAGCCUUUUGAGAAGAAGCUUCCAAAGUCGAAAUAAAUUAGUAAAAAAGGCACGAAAGUUUGCGUUAGAAAUUUUACGAGGAAUUAUCAAACCUAUCCAAGCUUGACUCGAAAUUUCACCAAAUUUCAAUUCGAAUUGAAAUUCUUCAAAUUCCUUAAAAUCCACCAUGGGAUUAAACAAGUUCCACGAUGUCGAUCCGAGAUUAAAAUUCGGACGACAUCGAGUUCGUUUCUCUUUGAGAUAAUCGUAAUUCCCUUCAUAGACGUUUGAACUUGUCGUCACUUCGUCCUUCGUCAAACCUUCCUGUUUCCUUCAGACUGAGAACGAUUUUUAUCGAAGGAUCAGAAUUUUUGGACCGGCGGUCGUCGCACGAACGUCUUCGAGUUUCUCGAUCGAAAACAUUGAACAUUUCCGUGACGACCAUUAAAUGCAGCUGAGUAAGACUCGAUGCAGACGAAUGAAUUUUGUGUCGCAGUACACUGCAUUAUAUGGAGAAACAUACGUGUAUUUUAUUAUAUAUCAUAUCGUGAAUUUUAUUACAUAUAAUUCGCUUAAAGAUUCUGGUUAUCAUCCCCAGAAGUUGUUUAUUUAUUUGUUAACACUUUGACUCUCCCUUUGACUAUAAAAUAUUAUACUAUCUCGUCGUAACCACGUUUAUCUUCUAAUUUGUCAUAAUACUCCAAAAAGAAGAGUAAUAACAAUUCGAUAAUAAUUUGCUGUUAGUCGUACCUCUAUAGCGUUGCAUAGUCGGAUUUUUCUCCUAACUUCUAGUACUUCUAAUUUCUAAUUUCUAAUAAGAGAGUAAAAUAUCUUCAAUGGAAUGCUCGGAAACGCUACAACACACGCUUACGUGAUAAAUAACAAGUUUUACAAGAUCGCAAGACAAACUACGUAUGCCUGCAUCGACUCUUAUAAAACCAACACACGCAUAUUAUACACAUAAGGACACGUACACAGAGAAUCAUCGAUAAUUAUAAUUCCAUACGUGCGUAUUAUAAAAGUAUGUUCGUUUUUUAUCGAAGCUGCCUCUCGCUUUUGAAUUCUACCGCGGCCGUACCGAGACAGGGAGAGAGAGAAUAAAUUGGGGGAGGGAUAAAAGAGUCGAAACGUUCAGAGGGUCGUUGUUCGAGGUAGAUUUCGUGCCAGGACCGAGUUUCAGUUUGUCACGAUGUCAGGCUGUGUAACGAGAUUCCGUCAGGAGUGUUUCUCGACUCGGAAACGAAUUGAUUAAUUCAAUUGAUUUAAUCUUCUCGAGGGAAAUUUUAGAGGUAGGUUACUCGAGGAUUGAUUCUAUUCGUCGAGAGGAUUUUUAAUUAAUUUUGGAGACUCGAGAGCGAUUGUAAAGGUGGUUGAAAGUAUUUAAUAGGUAAAUGUGAAAUUUAAUUUUAAUUUCGUGCGCAACAUACGAUUUUCAUGAUUCAGUUGUACACUUAAAUAUGGAAAUCAACGUGAUUUAUAUACUUUAAAGAUUCAGAGGACGAUAUUUAAGAACAUGUAGCUGAAAAUUCUCUUAAUUUGUCGCGUAAAAUGAAAUUUCACUCUUAACGCAGGUCAAAUUAUUUAAUAUUAUUCUUUGAUUCCAUUCCUGAAAGAACAUUACGCAUUCCUAAAUAUCAAAAUGUUACAUUUAUUUAGAUCCCUUAUAUUCUUCCGUAACAGGAAAAUUACAAAGAAAUAUUCGUGACUAUUAAAUAAUUGGGGAAUGUAGGACUACGACGUCAGAAAUUGGCAAUAAUUCGUUAAACUAUCCGUGCCAGGUUCGCAAUAAUUUAGUGAUAAGUGUCCUCGAUGGAACAUCAAAUGUGAUAAUACAGAAAAAGAUUCUCUGGAACUUCCCGAGUAAUUUGCAAUUUUAUUGCGACAAUUAAAAGACAAAUUGAUCUCGAGAAGAUAAUUCGAGGAACACUCGUCGCGAAUGCGUCAUUCGUUUGUAAAGUGGAUAAGAGAGUCUUAAACGUGAGAUAAAGUUUAGAGCAAAAGGAAUGAAAUUUGAAGAAGAAAUAAAAAGAAGGGGAAGGAAAUAAGCGUGAGAGUGAGAGAGGGACGAAACGAAAUCCUACAUCCGCGGUAGAUGAAUUUACUCGCGUUUUUUCCCAGAUUAUGCAAUUUAAGAUUGUUCUGUAUAUAUAUACAUAUAUACAUAUAUAUAUGACAUAAUCUUGGAUCGUAUCGAUUAUAACAGUGAGCGCACUGAUUUGUAAACACGUAACAAAGAGAGAAAAAGGAUUUGUUCGUGUGGAAAGGGGAGAAAGUGCGUGUGAGUGAGAUAGAGAGAAAGUUAAGUGCGAAUGAAAUAUGAUGAAAGUGGGGGAAAAAAAACGAAAGAGAGUGUAUGAGAGUGAGAAAGAAACGUGCGAGAGAGAAGACACAAGAUUUUUGUACCACCCCCGUAAAUCAAUUCCUGCUCUUCACCGAGCACCCUCCGAUUAAAAUAAAAUUACACGAGUGUCUUUAUUCUUACCCCUCAUCGACAAAGAUUUCAUGAAUACAAAAAUAUAUGGAGAAUUAUGGAGAGCAAUCGCUUGAAAGAAAAUAUCGCCUCGAAUUUUUUACAGCGUAGCUCAAUAAAAAUGUUCGCAUUCAACAAA
Molecule: messenger RNA, 14002 nt
Organism: Bombus pyrosoma
Lineage: Eukaryota; Metazoa; Arthropoda; Insecta; Hymenoptera; Apidae
Gene: sei
Product: potassium voltage-gated channel subfamily H member 6
Exons: 25
Coding region: 2491-6741 (1416 amino acids)
Biological process (GO): potassium ion transmembrane transport; membrane repolarization during action potential
Cellular component (GO): membrane
Molecular function (GO): inward rectifier potassium channel activity
Source: RefSeq, a predicted model, not a curated record